This is a messenger RNA of Bombina bombina (fire-bellied toad), 1771 nucleotides long. It is a transcript of the gene BTBD1, whose product is annotated as BTB domain containing 1. Bases 21 to 1502 code for a protein of 493 amino acids. Gene Ontology annotation, biological process: neurogenesis. Gene Ontology annotation, molecular function: protein binding. The record is from RefSeq and is a predicted model, not a curated record. Gene Ontology annotation, cellular component: cytosol; P-body. The transcript is spliced from 9 exons. NCBI's taxonomy places the organism in Eukaryota, Metazoa, Chordata, Amphibia, Anura, Bombinatoridae.
AAUGCUAUUGCUGUCUGAGAAUGUCAAAACAACAUACAAGCAGGACUGGAGGUGAAAUUAUGGCUAAUGCAGAAAGUGGUGCUACUCUAAGAAAUGAAGGUGCCACCAAUCUGUUGCCUGGUCAUAUUCAGAAGAAUGUAGUGGGGGUCACAGGAGCUCCCUGCACAUCUCCUUCACUGGUGAAGGGUCUGGAGCGGGAGCCUGGGUAUAACUGGCAGGCUACCAAGAGCUCCCUGAAAGAGAGGUUUGCCUUUCUCUUCAACAAUGAACUGCUUAGUGAUGUGAAGUUUGUUGUUGGGAAGGGCAGACAGGCUCAGAAGAUCCCAGCCCAUAAAUUUGUGUUAGCAACUGGGAGUGCUGUGUUUGAUGCCAUGUUUAAUGGGGGAAUGGCCACCAGUUCUGUGGAGAUUGACCUGCCAGAUGUGGAGCCUUCAGCUUUUCUUGCCCUCCUCAGGUUUCUUUAUUCAGAUGAAGUACAGAUUGGACCAGAAACAGUGAUGACCACCCUGUACACUGCUAAGAAAUAUGCAGUGCCUGCCCUAGAAGCUCACUGCGUUGACUUUCUUACCAAAAAUCUGAGAGCAGAUAAUGCCUUCAUGCUUCUCACUCAGGCUCGACUGUUUGAUGAGCCGCAGCUGGCCAGUUUGUGCUUUGAUACUAUAGAUAAGAACACUGUAGAUGCCAUCAGUGCCGAGGGUUUCACAGAUAUUGACAUUGAUACUCUCUGCGCUGUCUUGGAACGAGACACACUCAGCAUACGGGAGAGUCGUCUCUUCGGGGCAGCAGUUCGGUGGGCUGAAGCAGAAUGUCAGAGACAACAGCUCCCACUAACCAUAGAAAAUAAAAUGAAAGUUUUAGGAAAAGCCAUGUCUUUGAUCCGCUUCCCACUGAUGACUGUUGAAGAGUUUGCAGCAGGUCCAGCUCAGUCUGGAAUUUUGUCUGAUCGGGAAGUGGUAAACCUCUUUCUGCAUUUUACAGUAAAUCCUAAACCUCGCGUUGAGUAUAUCGAUCGACCAAGGUGCUGCCUCCGGGGGAGAGAAUGUAGCAUCAACAGAUUCCAGCAGGUAGAGAGCCGAUGGGGAUACAGUGGAACAAGCGACAGGGUCAGGUUUACAGUCAGCAGAAGAAUAUCAGUUGUUGGUUUUGGACUUUAUGGUUCUAUUCAUGGGCCUACAGAUUACCAGGUCAAUAUACAGAUUUUGGAAUAUGAAAAGAAUCAAACUGUGGGUCAGAAUGACACUGGCUUUAGUUGUGAUGGAACAGCAAAUGUUUUCCGGGUUAUGUUCAAAGAGCCAAUAGAGAUUUUAGCAAACAUUUGCUAUACCGCUUGUGCAACACUAAAGGGACCAGAUUCUCAUUAUGGCACAAAAGGAUUUAAAAAGGUAGUUCAUGAACUUCCAUCAGCAAGCAAGACCUGCUUUUAUUUUUUCAGCUCUCCUGGCAACAACAAUGGUACCUCAGUGGAAGAUGGACAGAUACCAGAAAUCAUCUUUUACACCUAACUACUGCAAAGCAGAACCCUUGAAUCAUUUGGGAACUUGAAUAAUAAGAUCUUUUAUCUUCCUGGGUACAUUAUAUGUACACUUUAUUAAAAAAAGGAUUUGUUUUUUAUGUCUUUUUGAAUAUUGUGGUUGAUCCAUGAAUUAUUAAAUGGAAGAUUACAAUUUAUAGUUUGGAAUUAAAAGAAACAUUAUAAAACCUAUUUUGCCCGUAUUUAUGUUAUUAAUAGGUUCAAGCAAUACAGGUAAAAUAAAUACGUUAUUAUAUUUCA